This is a messenger RNA of Phytophthora infestans T30-4, 1443 nucleotides long. Its product is annotated as sodium-dependent phosphate transporter, putative. The coding region runs from base 1 to 1443 and encodes 480 amino acids. The transcript has 3 exons. Gene Ontology annotation, molecular function: sodium:phosphate symporter activity. Gene Ontology annotation, cellular component: membrane. Gene Ontology annotation, biological process: sodium-dependent phosphate transport. NCBI's taxonomy places the organism in Eukaryota, Oomycota, Peronosporomycetes, Peronosporales, Peronosporaceae. The record is from RefSeq and is a predicted model, not a curated record.
AUGGGUGGUGCAGACGACGAUCUGGCCAAAAUCAACAAGAAAAAUCCAACAACAAUGACCGAGUACGGCAAACUGCAGACCCCGACUGUCGAUGAUCGUCUUAGCACCGUCAGCAAGGACCCCCACGAAGACGAUGUCGAAGAAGAGUCUUACGAUACGAAAUCCCCAGCAGAGAGAAUCGCGUGGGGUUUUUUCUACACGAUCGCUUCUCUUGCAGCUCUUUACUUCUUCAUGGUGGCUGUCAAGUUCAUCGGAGACGGGUUCACCCUCGCGUUGGGUUGUGACACAAAGGGUGCCUUCGACUUCGCCAACAACCCCGUAGCUGGUCUCAUGAUCGGUACCGUGGCUACAGCACUGCUCCAUAGUUCGGGUACUGUUACAUCCAUCGUCGUGGCGUUGGUUGGUUCCGGUGGUAUGACUAUUCGCCAGGGUGUAUAUGUGAUCAUGGGCGCUAAUGUCGGCACUUGUGUGACUUGUAUCAUGGUGGCGUUCGGUCAAGUGGGUGACCGUACUCGUUUCCAACGAGCCAUGGCUGCUGCUACAGUACACGACAUGUACAAUAUCUGGUCGGUGUUUGUGAUGUUUCCCAUCGAAGUGAUCUUCCAUCCUUUGGAGAAAAUGUCCGUGGCAAUGUCGAACGCCAAGACCAGUAGUGGAGCAUUCAACAGUCCCGUGGAUGCCAUUGUAAACCCGUUGACUCAGAAGCUUCUUUCGGUCGACAAAAAGGCCAUUUACAGAGUCGCAACCGGAGAGACCAUGUGUACGGAAGACCAGUCGUUCGUCAAGAGUGGUGCUUUCCACAAUUCCAGCUUGAGUGACGGUAGUAUCGGUGCUAUCACUGUCAUUAUCGGCUUCUGCAUUCUGGUAUGUGCACUAUUGACGCUGGUGAAAAUGUUGGCCAAAGUGUUUAUGGGUCCAACGAAAAAACUCAUCUCCAAGUUACUCAACUACAACGGAUACAUCAACAUCUUUGUCGGUACUUUGAUCACAUUUGCCGUCCAUUCGUCGACUGUUGUCACCUCUACUCUCACUCCGAUGGCAGGUUUGGGUGUCGUGACACUGGAACAAGUGUAUCCAUUGGUGAUCGGAGCCAACCUGGGCACGACUGGGACUGCGUUGCUAGCCUCUCUCGUGACUGGGAAGGCCGACUCUGUGGCUAUUGCUCUCGUGCAUUUCUGGUUUAACGUGAUCGGGAUCUUCCUGUUCUACCCCAUCCCGGUCACACGGAAGCCGAUCCUCGGCUGGGCACGCUCGCUGGCGUUUUUCACUCAAGUGUUUGGAUGGAUCGUUGCAGCUGUCGUUCUGGUCGCCUUGGCUGGUUUUCUCCUGUGGUACAAGAAGAAAGGUGGUCGUGAAUUGUGGCUCAACUUUUUAGAAAAGAAGCGAUUAGAACGUGAAGGCAGCGACGAGCACAUUGACGCAAACCACACCGAAACGGUGUAA